Molecule: messenger RNA, 775 nt
Organism: Quercus lobata
Lineage: Eukaryota; Viridiplantae; Streptophyta; Magnoliopsida; Fagales; Fagaceae
Product: cytochrome b-c1 complex subunit 6
Exons: 5
Coding region: 174-383 (69 amino acids)
Biological process (GO): mitochondrial electron transport, ubiquinol to cytochrome c
Cellular component (GO): respiratory chain complex III
Source: RefSeq, a predicted model, not a curated record
ACAAAGGUGAGUAGAGUUGCCCUCAUCUCUUUUAAAGUCUUGACUCUUUAAGAAUCUGAGAUCGAGAGAGAGAGAGAGAGAGACAGAAGCUUCUAUACACAAAGAGUCAGGUGAGGUGACCCAGUAGGCUUCUCUGUGCUCUGAGUUGUUGUUUGACUUGUCCAUAUAUUGCUAUGGCGGAAGAGGAACCUGUUGAUCAGAAGAAAUAUUAUGAAGAGCUUUGCAAGCCUAAGUGUGUGAAGCCAUUACUUGAAUAUCAGGCAUGUGUUAAGAGGAUCCAGGGAGAUGAAAGUGGGCACAAGCAUUGCACUGGACAAUAUUUUGAUUACUGGUCUUGUGUUGACAAAUGUGCGGCACCAAAGAUAUUCUCAAAACUGAAGUAAUGGGGGAGAUGAUUUUGCAGCAUCUUAAUUUGCAUUUCUACUUUCAAAUCGUAAUAACUGCUUCUGAACAUUUAAUCUGUUCUGUAAACUAGGAAUGCCUAUAUGGUUUUCUCCAUGAGGACUUUUGCAUUUUUUUAGCUAUGGAGACCUUGAGUUGUGGUCAAUAAAAAAGCAUACCGUGCACUAGAUUUGGCCAAUCGCAGUGUGUACAAGGUUUUCUCUCCCCCCGCACCCCAAAAAAAAGAAAUUGAUGAAUUACACAUGCAUCCAAUGAGUGUUGAACUCAAAAAACCUUACUCUCCCAUCGUAAAUUCGGUAGAAGUACAAGAACUGUAUUUUUAAGAAAAAAAAUGUUGACGCUUUUAAGAAAUAAAUCGAUUGGCUUGUUUCAA